This is a messenger RNA of Scleropages formosus (Asian bonytongue), 5057 nucleotides long. Its product is annotated as DNA-binding protein RFX7-like. Gene Ontology annotation, biological process: regulation of transcription by RNA polymerase II. The transcript has 10 exons. The record is from RefSeq and is a predicted model, not a curated record. The coding region runs from base 188 to 4675 and encodes 1495 amino acids. Gene Ontology annotation, molecular function: DNA-binding transcription factor activity, RNA polymerase II-specific; RNA polymerase II cis-regulatory region sequence-specific DNA binding. NCBI's taxonomy places the organism in Eukaryota, Metazoa, Chordata, Actinopteri, Osteoglossiformes, Osteoglossidae.
GCAGUGCUGCGCUGCCGUUCCGGCUGGCGGAUAUGGGGUUAGCGUGAGCGCUCGGGUGGGUCCGUGAUGAGCCUCAAUCGGGGAAGAGCUGCUGCUUUCUCCAGGUCCGGGUUGAGGCCUACUAGUUAAAAGACCCCCCCUCCCCUCAAGUUCCUGUCCUCUUACUCCUCUCCUGAACCUCAUCGCAAUGGCCGAGACUCCACCGCAGCCUGGUCAGCCCCAGCAGAAGCCGAGCUCGGGAAGCGGACCGCUGCCGGUGCUCGUGCCGGGGCUCCAGGGGACGGAGGCCAGCGUGCUGCAGCACAAGAUCAAGAACUCGAUCUGCAAAUCCGUACAAUCAAAAGUGGACAACAUAUUGCAAGAAGUCGAGAAGUUUACAGACAUUGAAAAACUCUACCUCUACCUUAGGUUGCCUUCUGGUCCCAGCAAUGGCAAUGACAAAAGUAGGAUUGAGAGUCAGAGGGGGUGCUUCAGUCCAGGACCCCUUUCAUGCGAUCAGAGCUCCAUGUCAUCCAGCCGCACGCAACAGAUUCAUGCGUUUAACUGGAUCCGAAAUCACUUAGAGGAGCACCCAGAGACAUCUCUUCCCAAGCAGGAGGUCUACGAUGAGUACAAGAGCUAUUGUGACAAUCUUGGUUACCAUCCGCUGAGUGCUGCCGACUUUGGGAAGAUCAUGAAGAAUGUCUUUCCCAACAUGAAGGCACGUCGACUUGGCAUGAGAGGCAAAUCAAAGUACUGCUAUAGUGGACUGAGGAAAAAGGCCUUUGUCCACAUGCCAUCUCUGCCCAACCUGGACUUACAUAAAACAGGCGAUGGUUGUGAGGUGCUUGAGCCGUCGGGACCGCUGGCCAGCGCAGAGGGGGAGGUGCGCUCAGCAGCCUGCGGCCUCGUCUGCGAGUGGGCCCAGAAAGUUCUAAGCCGCCAGUUUGACUGCGUAGAAGACCUGGCCCGGUUCCUCCUCAACAGCCACUACAUUGGCACCAAGUCCGUAGCGGCGCUGACGGUGAUGACUGGACCUGCUGGAGGAAGAAAGACGCCGACGCAGGCAUCUGCCUUUGUGCCCACGGCUGAAGCCAACUCCUUCCAGCCGCAGGUGAAGACCCUGGCUUCUCCUUCUGUUGAUGCCAAGCAGCAGCUGCAGCGCAAGAUCCAGAAGAAGCAGCAGGAGCAGAAGUUGCACUCACCACUGCCGGGUGAGGGCCAGGCCAGGAGGGCAGAUGGAGGUACACCUGGCGUGGGGUCCACCAUCCCCUGUAGAAGCCCCGCCUUACUGUCCCCACAGCCCACUAUUGGGAUCGUGGUGGCUGCCGUCCCCAGCCCCAUCACGGUACAGAGGGGCAGGCAGCCAAUGACUUCCCCCAGUCCUGUUGGCACCCCAGAAGGCAAAGUCUUACCGGUAAACUUCCAAGUGGUGACUCAGUCUGUGCAGCCAGUGAAGCAGUGUCCGAAGACCCCGCAGAACGUCCCUGCCAGCCCCGUGGGUGACCGCUCAGCCCGGCACCGCUACGCCCAGAUCCUGCCAAAACCUUCAGCUACCAGUGCCAUCACGCUGCGCUCACCGCCUACUCUGCUCAUCACUAACAGCCCUAUCAAGACUGUGAUGCCCACACCACAUGUGAGUUCCGUGAAUGUGGUAAAGAUGACGGCAAUCUCCCUGGCACCCAAUGGCAGUGGGAGCAGUAGUGGGAAUAGCAGCAGCACUGCUACCCUCAGACCAGCCUCUGCUGGAGUGAGCAGCACCAGUUUUGCAGAUGAGCCCAGGCCCAGUCCACAGGUGAGGAGUGGCUCUGCUGCUGCCUCUCUGCAGUCCCCUGUUCCUCGUCAAAGUCGUGCAACUUUGACCCCAACAGUUGACGUGAAGAUGGAGCCUGAAGCCUUAGCUGAAGACACCCAGGCUCUCUGUGUUGACCGCCUGCCUGCGUCUCAGGAAGUUGAUGAUAGGCACAAAGGUGAUGGAGGUGCGAAGCCCGGGGCUUCCAGUGAACCUAUGCCUCCUGCAAAGGGGUCCCAGGCACUCCGUGGAAAGUCCCCUUCCAGUGCCAGCACUGUGGCAGCAUCAUCUGGCAGCAAUAAUGACAACAGUGAAAGCACUUUGUAUUUAACUGUCACAAAUCAGAGCACCAGCGUCAAUCUGUCCUCCAACGGUCACACUCUGGCUGUCGCAUCACCACCAAAGGAGGGCAACCUGGGCUCCAAAAGCCCCAGAAAACGCGUGAGCAUUGGCCCUGAGACACAUGCAGGUCCUGUCAAGAAGGUGUUCGUUUCCCAACAGCCGCUUGGAGAUUCUGAUGGUCCUAAGGCGAUUAUCAGCAGUGCUUUGAAGAAAACCCCAAGGGUGGGUACUCCAGCCAGACCUGAAAGUGCACCAGCAACCAUACCUGGCAAAGUAACUGUGAAACUGAACUCCACAGUCCCAACUCGAAUUCUUGCGCUCUCCGAUUCACCCAUCACAAACACAAGUGGCUUCCAGACAGUCAUAAAACCUCAGGCCACUGCUCCUAGCAAAAACGAAGACUCUGCUGCUCUGGACACCAGCAGCCUGCUUCCUGGUAGUUCUACCCCAAGUGAGACUCCAAUGCAGCAUAUUGGAAGCAACCUGCAGGCUGCCUCAGCAAGCUCGGGGAUGCUGGACACCUCCACUACAAAUGAUUUCAAGAGCUCCAUGUGGGAAGAAGGACAACUUGACAGCGUGCAGCAGCAGGCUUAUGUGCAGCAGCAGUUACCAGAUGACAAGCAGGUUGUUACACCAGCAAUGGACCAGAUGCCUAUUAUGGCCUCUGCCUCCAAUCAGCUAGCUCUUCAUCCAGACAUUGUUGACUUUCCAGGAGGUCAGUCUAGUGUGGAUUACUUCCCAUUCAAUGAUGAUGACAUGACCCAGGACAGCAUUGUAGAAGAGCUGGUGCAGAUGGAGGAACAGAUGAAACUGAACAGUGGGCUUCAACCUUAUGGCAGCUGUGUCGAUGCAACGUUGCAGGGUCCAACAACAGUAAUGCCUGGGGCCAUUCUAUCUUCUCACCAGGUGGGCACCCCCUUCUACCAUUCAGCUCACAGCAGCAGUACUCCCAUCCACACUCCAACACCAACCCCUACUCCAACACCAACCCCUACUCCUACAUCUGAGAUGAUGGGAGGAGGUCAAGGCUUGAUGCGGGAGAGCCCUUGCUCCAGGAUGGCACCCACCACCCCUGUAGACAGUGCUCUGGGGAGCAGCCGUCACACCCCUAUUGGUACUCCACACUCCAACUGCAGCAGCAGUGUCCCCCCGAGUCCAGUGGAGUGCAGGAAUCCAUUUGCUUUCACGCCCAUAAAUUCCAGCAUGACAGGAUAUCACGAUGCAAGCAUAGUCUCCAGCAGUCCUGUUAAGCCCAUGCAGAGGCCCAUGGCUACUCAUCCCGACAAGGCCAAGCUGGAGUGGAUGAGCAAUGGUUACAACACCAGUGGAGGAUCCUCUUCUGCUUCCAGCAGUAUUAGCAUUCUGCCCAGCUACCAGGACCUGGUGGAUGACCACUUCCGAAAGCCACAUGCCUUUGCCAUUCCUGGGCAGGCCUACCAGUCCCAGUCACGACAUAAUGACGCCCACUUUGGCCGCCUGACACCCAUCUCACCAGUCCAGCAGCAAGUCGCCAGCAUGACAAGUCUGAACAAGCAGGAAGGCUUUGCAGUUCCAGCUCCAUUGGACAACAAGGUGACAACAAGCUCAUCUGGGUCAAGCUCUUUCCGUUGUCGCAGUGUCAGUCCAGCUGUGCGGCAGCGAAAUCUGAGCGGUAACACAGCCUUCCCCAGCAUUUCCAGGUCCAGCGUCUCCUCCUUCAGCUCCCCUGUGACACCUGAAGUGCUGAGCAUCCUUGCUAAUAACCAGCCAGACGUUAGCACCAGUAGCAUGGCUCAGAGGAGCCAGUCGGUUCCGCUCAAUGUGAUGAUGCAGACUGAGGUUCUUCCAGCACAGAAGCCAAGCAACAGCCAGAACAUUACCAGCGUGCUGCUGAGCAAGAUGGAUCCAGAUGGUGAUGACGCUGUACGAGGCCUUGGCGUGAACAACAUGCCUUCCAACUACACUGCCCGCAUGAACCUCACCCAGAUUCUGGAGGGUGAUCCCGGCUUUACUGGUGGGGCUGACCCCCAGGCCCUGAUUAGCCCCGGCCCUUCCACAUACGAGUUCCAGAAGCCAGGUUACCUCAUGAGCAACACCGGGAAUGAACAGAUGAGCCUCUCUUCUGUGGAAGGCCAAGCACAACCAGGAUCUGUAGAGCAGCAGCCAGAAUCUGAGCAGCAGCAGCUUCAAGAUCAGCAAGAGCAAAGCCAGUCCCAGCUGCUGGCUCAAGACAUGCAGCAGCAACAGCAUAUUGAUUUCAGCAACACUGUCAAAGACCUCUUGGGGGAAGAUGGCUUGGACCCAAGUUCUCAGCUGGUGGGCCAGGUGGCUUCAGAGCUGAAUGCCGUAGCGUCUGAUUUUUCCAUAACCUCCGAGCUCUCUGGUAGCAUAAACGAUUUGAACACUUUGGACACAAACCUGCUGUUUGACCCUAACAGACAACAGGGGCAGUAUGAAGAUUCUACACUGGAAGAACUGAAGAAUGACCCGCUUUUCCAGCAGAUCUGUAAUGAGACUGUGAACUCCGCUGGCUUUGACUGGCUGGAGAGUAAAGACCAACCCACAGUUGAAAUGUUGGGUUGAUGGAUUUGUUUUGCACUUUUUUAUUUUAUUGGAUGUCUUUUUCUGUUUGUACGCUUUUUUAAGAACCAUCUCUGUAAUGAUUUGCAUAAAGGUUCUAUAGCACACUGCAACAGGAACCUGGACACACUGACAUUUGUCCAGUAAGAAGUGCCAACCUGAACAGACGCGAUGGGUCGUUCUGUUUGGGUUUUUGUUUGUUUUUCUAAACAUAUGCUGCAUCAAGGUGCAUUGCUGGUGCUGUUAUAUUCCCUGUCUGCCCUAACCCUGAUAUCAAAAAAAAUCUUCAUGUGAUCAAGGUCAAUUCAGUUGGACAAAAAGAUUGAGUACAGAUGCUCCUCGAUUAAUGAUGGGGUUACGUUCCGACAAACCUAUUGUAAGUGAA